CUCUCACACAGAUUGAUAAAUCUUGCCAGCGUGUACUGAGAGUGAGAAAUUGAUUGUAUUGUGCGUAAAUUGUGUGAAAAAAACAAUGUCUGGAAUGAGAGAAAUUGUGUCUGUGGUGUCUGGGAGAGAGGAUGGUGACGGUGAGCGUGCUGUUGUGGAUGUGAGUGAUAGAGCAUGUGUGAGUGAGCGUGCUGUUGUGGAUGUGAGUGAUAGAGCAUGUGUGAGUGAGCGUGCUGUUGUGGAUGUGAGUGAUAGAGCAUGUGUGAGUGAGCGUGCUGUUGUGGAUGUGAGUGAUAGAGCAUGUGUGAGUGAGCGUGCUGUUGUGGAUGUGAGUGAUAGAGCAUGUGUGAGUGAGCGUGCGGAUGAUGUGUCUGAGUGUAGUGGUGGCGUGGAGAGGAGAGGAGAGAAGAGGAGGAGUAAAGUCCGAGCAUGUCCAAUCGCAAGACAAAGUGGUUGGACAAUAUCGGACUCUGGCAGUGGCAGCCACACAUCUGAGUCUGAGAGUCUGCACUCAGUGGGAGUCCCACCAGCCAAAAAACAAAGAGGGCCGAAAUUCACGGAGGCAGAGAACGUAGCACUGGUGGCUGCUGUUAGCACAGAAAAAUCCGUGUUAUUCAACACGACAGUGGGUACCCAGGAGAAGAUGGCCGCCUGGAGCCGGGUGAGGGAGAAAGUGUCCCAAGUUGCAAGUGGCACAGCGGACAGGACAGUUCUCAGCAUCAGGCAUCGGUACUAUGACUGCAGGGCAUCAGUCCUCAAAAAAAUAAAAAAGCAGCAGCAGAGGAGGAACAUCAACUUCAAGAACUGGGAGCUGGAGUUGAAGAAGCACCUCGUGCCAGAGGCUCAGACAUCCGAGGCAGAGAGAUCUGAUCAACAAGGCCAGGCUUCAUUAAGGAGUCACCAUGACAGUUCCCCACCAUCACCUGUCCUGUCACAUUUGGAGAGCCGGAGUGAGGUUGAGGCAGAUGAUAAUAUUAGGUGGUAUCUCGUCUGGUGGAGGACCGCCAGCUCGAUUUUAAGAUACAAGUACAAGCUUUUUCACUGCAGCCACUUCUAGCUUUAAGCACCCACUUAUCCAAUGGCACAGAAGCUGAACAUGCUCCUGUUCCAGUUGCUGGUACUGCAGUUCCUAACUUUUCAAAUGGACACUCAGAGUAUGGGGGUGUGCUGAGAGGCAGGGUCUGGAACAGGUGGACCGCCAGCUUGAUGCUCACCGGAAUGGGUAAUCAAACAAUUUUUAUAAAUUCAAAUUAAAUUAAAUAAAAAUGACAUAAAAAAUCUGCCACAUCCAGACGCUCUGCGGCAGUGAUUCUAAUAGCGAUGCCUGUAAUCUGCAUGUCAUACUGAAUACGUUUUAUUUCACUAACACAGCACACUAACAUCCUGAUUGCAUGAUCGGAUGGAGCCAAACAAUCUCUGUGUUUUUUCCACAGGAAAGAAAGACUGAGUAACUACUUCCUCAACAGACUGUUCAGACCGAUCCACAGCGGACAUAACAGAAUCCUCAACCAUAAAGGCAGGGCUAGCAGAAAUUUUUUAGUGGAAAGAGAGCUUUCAAUCUCAUUGAUGGAGUUCCCCAGGAAUUCCUUCAUCCAGACAAACAUAUUCUGG
Messenger RNA from Hyla sarda, 1611 nucleotides. RefSeq lists its product as uncharacterized. The record is from RefSeq and is a predicted model, not a curated record. The coding region runs from base 86 to 1057 and encodes 323 amino acids. Lineage: Eukaryota; Metazoa; Chordata; Amphibia; Anura; Hylidae. The transcript is spliced from 3 exons.